Molecule: messenger RNA, 1256 nt
Organism: Panicum virgatum (switchgrass)
Lineage: Eukaryota; Viridiplantae; Streptophyta; Magnoliopsida; Poales; Poaceae
Product: phosphoglycerate mutase-like protein 4
Exons: 6
Coding region: 14-1078 (354 amino acids)
Cellular component (GO): cytosol; cytoplasm
Molecular function (GO): phosphatase activity
Source: RefSeq, a predicted model, not a curated record
UUUUCCAUUAUAAAUGAAAUGUUGCUGUCAUGAUGGAAAACGUGGUCUCGUGCUCUUCAGAAUUCCUUUGCACCAUGAUAGGAGCAAGAAUAGUUUCAGAUUGGCUAAUUUGGUGGCCAGCAAGCACGAUGAGAAGAGGAGCGGAAAUAUGCUACUGGUAGUUCCCUCUGUUCUCAUCCCUCCACAGCAUCCGACAAGGCCGGCGGCAUCAGGUUGUAGAAGCGUCCAGCGGCGCGGCUUCUUCCUCGAAGCUGCCGUGAACCCCGGUGGUAUAUCAGGUGGGUACCCUCCCUCUCGGCUGCGGCAGAGGCUGAGACUAGCAGCAGCGGCCGCCGCCACCAACCGAGCCAUGUCGCCCACCCCGGCGGCGGCGCCCAGCGGCGACGAGUUCACGGAGGUGGUGGUGGUGCGGCAUGGGGAGACCUCCUGGAACGCCUCCUGCAUCGUCCAGGGACAAAUGGACCCAGAGCUAAAUGAGAUUGGUAGAGAGCAAGCCGUUGUGGUGGCUCAUCGGCUAUCAAAAGAAGCCAAACCAGCUGCCAUAUACUCUUCUGAUUUGAAGCGUGCUGCUGAGACUGCAGAAAUUAUAGCAAAAGUUUGUGGUGUAACAAAUUUGGUGCUGGACGAGGCACUGAGAGAAAGGCACAUGGGAUAUCUCCAAGGCUUGAAGUGGGAUGAUGCUGUAAAUAAAAAUCCAGAUGUUUUCAGAGGCUCUGACAUUUUUAAAAUUACCGCGGGCUCUGAUCCUGACAGCAGAAACCAAAAAAUACCGGGUGGUGGAGAAAGCUUGAAUCAGUUAAAUGAGCGUUGUAUCUCUUACUUGAAUAAGGUUGCCCAAGAACACACUGGGGAGAGGGUUGUGGUGGUCUCCCACGGUGCAGCCAUACUGGAGCUGUGCAGGCACACCGAUCCACCCAACAGCUCCUUUCGUAGGAACAUUCCCAACACUUCACUGAACGUUUUCCGUGUCUCUAGCGUCACUGGGUGGUGGAUCCUCGAGAGGUGUGGAGAUGUGAGCCAUCUCAACGGAAAUGGCUUUCUGGAGAACUCAUUUGGGGGCGACGGGGCCUCUGCAUAAUGCUUGCAGUGAGUUUUUGGUGGUGGACUCGGCACAAUCAUCGUCGGAGAUUUAGGCACGCUCUAUGUUGUUUUCUUUAGCCUGUGCUCUACAAAACAUAUUGCUAUUUUCUUCAUGAAUAAGACGACUCGGAUUUUGUGCUCUAGUGUCAUCAAUCUGCAACAACCUUUCAUUUUCA